AUGGACGAGUGCCUGUUGCACUGUCGAAUCGACAGCAUGUUGCAGCAUUGUUGUUGCGUCUCCUCGCCAUUGGCAGGCAGUGCCAGGAAUAUCACCUACUGCACACUGCUCGAUUUGCCAUGUCUGAUGAAGUGGAAGCGCGUUUGGUUCAGCUACACGGAAUUCCCAUAUGUGCAUCAGGAUAAUGAGGAAAUUGAGACGGGCAUUGAUCAGUGUAAGCAUUGUUUGCCCACCUGCAAUGGAGUCGACUUUGAGAUUGUGAGUAAUGUGGCCCCAUUGCGUCGUACCUACAAUUCAUCUGGCUAUUUCCAUGGUUUGCUCAAGGGCUUGACCAACGAUCGACCUUUGUCCAUUAUCAAGUUAUUCUUCAGACUGCGCUUUGCUCAGGCAACUGAAAUGGAUAUGGUUGGCGAUUGGGUAGUUCUACUCAGUUGA
This is a messenger RNA of Drosophila albomicans, 435 nucleotides long. RefSeq lists its product as uncharacterized. The record is from RefSeq and is a predicted model, not a curated record. Lineage: Eukaryota; Metazoa; Arthropoda; Insecta; Diptera; Drosophilidae. Bases 1 to 435 code for a protein of 144 amino acids. Gene Ontology annotation, molecular function: sodium channel activity. Gene Ontology annotation, cellular component: membrane. Gene Ontology annotation, biological process: sodium ion transport. The transcript has 2 exons.